Molecule: messenger RNA, 827 nt
Organism: Ricinus communis (castor bean)
Lineage: Eukaryota; Viridiplantae; Streptophyta; Magnoliopsida; Malpighiales; Euphorbiaceae
Product: major allergen Pru ar 1
Exons: 2
Coding region: 135-611 (158 amino acids)
Biological process (GO): abscisic acid-activated signaling pathway; defense response
Cellular component (GO): nucleus; cytoplasm
Molecular function (GO): protein phosphatase inhibitor activity; abscisic acid binding; signaling receptor activity
Source: RefSeq, a predicted model, not a curated record
UCUUGCUCUCAUAUUUCUUCACUCCAAAGCCAAGGAAAAUCUGCAGUCUCUAAAACAUCCUCCUUUACAUUUCCUAUCUUUCUUUCUUUGAUAUAUAGUAUUUAAAACUUCAGGUUCUACAGAAAUCUAUCAUCAUGGGUGUUGUGACUUAUGAAAUGGAGGUUGCUACAACAAUCCCAGCAGCCAAGAUGUUCAAGGCCUUUGUCCUUGAGGGAAACACCCUCAUUGCAAGGAUCUUGCCUCAGGCUAUCAAGAGUAUUGACAUUCUUGAAGGAGAUGGUGGUGCUGGAACUAUCAAGCAAAUUAACUUUGGGGAUGCCAGCCAAUUCAAGUAUGCAAAGGAGAGGACAGAUGCAGUAGACAAGGAGAAUUUAACAUAUGCAUACACAAUGAUCGAAGGAGAUGUGUUGAUUGGAAAACUUGAAAAGAUAUCUAAUGAGAUUAAGUUUGAGGCAACUCCUGAUGGAGGAUGCCUCAUCAAGUCUCUCAGCAAGUACUACACAAUUGGUGAUUUUGAGCUCAAACAAGAGGAUAUCAAGGCUGGGAAAGAAAAAUCCAUGGGUCUGUUCAAGGCUGUGGAAGGCUACCUCUUGGCAAAUCCUGAUGCCUGAAUCUGAAAAUGUUUCAUUUUUUAUGUUUGUGUUUGAAGUAUCGAUGAAAGUUGGUGGAGACGUUGUUUCUUUUGUAUGGCCAGAACUGAAACUUGGCAGUAUUAUUUUAAUUGUAUUGGUGUGAAAUUCGGGUGCAUGUUAUUUCCAUUUAAUUGAAGAGUAAUAUUAUUGUAAUAAAAUACUGAAAUAAUUGAUUAGAAAAGUAUGCUUGUUCAA